This is a messenger RNA of Ricinus communis (castor bean), 1754 nucleotides long. RefSeq lists its product as uncharacterized. Lineage: Eukaryota; Viridiplantae; Streptophyta; Magnoliopsida; Malpighiales; Euphorbiaceae. Bases 89 to 1354 code for a protein of 421 amino acids. The transcript has 12 exons. Gene Ontology annotation, cellular component: chloroplast. The record is from RefSeq and is a predicted model, not a curated record.
AUUCAGAAUAACAUAGAAAACCAUCUUAUUCAUCGAUAGAUACUCAAAGAAAGCUCUAUUAUCCUCUCCGUCUCUCUCUGGCUUAGCCAUGUCAAGAGGAACCGAGCGUCUUGUAAAGAGUGUAAAGCAGUUUGCGGACACCCAAUACAAACACUUAACAUCUCGCUAUGGACAACAAUUGAUUGACAUUUUUGAGUUCCCAAUUAAAGUAGUUUUGUCUCCUUUCACUCUUGCUUUUGACAUUGCCGGUUCUGCUCCUCGUGGCUUUGGUGUCCCUGAACUCAUAUCCAAGCUCUCUUAUCUUUCUGUCUUUGCUGUUGCUACUCUUGGGACCUAUGAUAUUGCUCUGGAACUGGGAAAGAAGGUGAUAUGUCAAAGGAAUUGUCAUACUUGCAAUGGAUGGCAGGCAUUGCGGUGUAAUAUGUGCAGAGGGUCAGGACAGGUGCACUACCAAGUGAGAACUUGCAACUUGAAGAGUGGAGAGAAGGCAACAGCUGAAUGUGUUGCAGAAGCUAUUUCUGACAAUCGGGCGGAGCUGGUGCACCUUCCAUCCACUAUGGAUCUAAACAUGCCUUUGCCAUCAAAAGACUGUCCAACCUGUGAUGGAACGGGUGUGAUGGGCUGUCCUGAAUGCAAACACAAAUUACAAGUCAGGAUCUCUGCAGAUGAUAUCAUGGAACCUCCAUGGAAAGCCUAUAACAUAUUGAAAAAGAUGGACUAUCCGUACGAGCAUAUAGUAGACAGCAUGAAAGAUCCAAGCAUUGCUGCAUUUUGGUUAUUUUCCUUGCCUCAAAUUGUGGGUGGAUUUGACUAUGAUGAUGAUGUCAAGCAAAAGAUUUGGUGGCAGUACAAGGAAUCUAUGAGGUAUGAUCAACUGCGAGAUGUGGUAGCAAAACGAAAACCUGGUUGGGAGUACUUGCAGGAAGCCUUGAUCUCCAUAGAUCCUGUCCGUGCCAGGGAGGAUCCUGUAAUUGUGAAAAAUAUUCCGUAUUACAAGGCCCAAAAGGCACUCGAGGCAGAGGUCAUGAAGUUUGACCCUCCACCACGGCCGCAGAACUGGGGUGAUCUGGAGCUUCCAUUGAAUGCCUCAUUCUGGAGUGAGGAAGACCUUAAAAAUCCAGAAAGUUUCUAUGAGAUGACGGUUCUUCUGAAUGCACAGAGAGAAAUUGCUGACAAAAUUUUGGAUGCACAAUGGGAAAGUAAAUGGCGCCAAGAAAAGUUGAAUGAGCUUUUGGAGGAGAAGGUGCGGCCAUAUAUUCAAAACAGCAAUACUGGGGUCCUUUCCCGGCCUAUCAUAUUACAAUCACAGGAUAAGGAUAAAAAGAGUCGGAGAAGGAGAUGGUGGUUUUUCUGAAGCUGUUUUACCCCUCCCUUUUCGUACGCUGGCCACGCCUCUCAAUGUAGUAUUUGUAGUUCUCCCAAGCUCUCUCUCUUUCUCUCUCCCUCUCUCUCUCUCCAAGUUUUAUGUUUACCCUGUUUGAGGCUGCCGAAGAGGUUUAGUUGUAGCUGUUUGUAUCUGUCUUUCUUUUCGCUCUCAUUUUUGUUUUUACCCUAUUCUUUCAGCGAUUUGGCAACUAUGUUCUGCAGCUGCUAUAGGUUCAUGUGCUCAGAAAACAACUUUGUAAUACGUUUCUCAUGUUCCUUAAGUUUGCCUUGUUUUGUAAUGUGUGUGACAGUUGUUAAAAGAGGCCAAAUUCAUGGUCCUCCACUGAGUGAAGGUACAGUUUUUUUUCUUAAUGGUGAAUUCUUAUCUC